This is a messenger RNA of Penicillium riverlandense, 243 nucleotides long. RefSeq lists its product as uncharacterized. The record is from RefSeq and is a predicted model, not a curated record. Lineage: Eukaryota; Fungi; Ascomycota; Eurotiomycetes; Eurotiales; Aspergillaceae. The transcript is spliced from 2 exons. The coding region runs from base 1 to 243 and encodes 80 amino acids.
AUGCCGCAACACGUCCCUAUGAAGCAUAUGUUCAGAUUGUUAAAUCUGCACCAACAAUAUGGCCCUGUGGUCCAGAUCACACCGUGGGAGAUACACAUCAAAGGCCCCAAUUACUAUAGCCAUCUCGACGCAGGGCCAGGAAUACAUUGUAAUAAGGACCCUUGGUUCGGUUUAUAUCAUUCCCUGGAUCAUUAUUUUCAACAAAUUGGCACGAGCUCCAUAGAGCGCGACGAAAGCUGUUAG